AUGGAUUUGAGUCAAGAUAACCUGUAUCAGGUGUUAUGCCAUGCACCCGCAUACCUUCUGUGUAAGUUUAAGAGUGUAUCUUCAGAAGUAGAUUUUGCGAGGGAGCCUAAUUUUUGCCGUCAACAAGCCCGCAACAUGCUUCAACAGGGCGACAUGCACAUUUUCGGUUUCCUUGACAUCGCAGCACCUUUGGGGCUGGACCUGUAUCAUUUAUUCGAUAAUGGUCCUUCACCAGGAUUACCAAUUCAAUUCUUGGAAUUAUUUAACAGACAUUGGAGAAUCCUCAAUUCCUGGAACGGGUUGGUAGUGGUUGAAUUUGAGAGAAUAGAAGUAACGCCACCAACGCCGUGCUUAUGCAACCCCGUGACCGGUUCAUGGGCCCUCCUAAAAUCUCCCAUGGAAGAGUACGACAAUCCUCAUGAACUUCAAAUGCAUAUCCUCAUCUUUCCAACUGACACACAUGGAAACGAUUUCAAGUUGAUAUGCAUUAACGGAGCUCACAGUCGGUGGGGUCCCCCAUAUGUGAUGAAGGAAUAUAACCCCGUUAAAAAUAACUGGGAAGUAUUGGAAAAUAACAUUGAGUUCGGGGCUAGGCCGCUCGAUCUUGACCAAGUGGCAGUCGUUAAUGAUAGUUUGUACAUGAUGUCAGAUAAUUUCGAUUACGGCGAGGAACAGGUUUGGCCGCCGUCUCCAUUGUCGUACAUAGUGCAAUAUUCCCCCGUCGAAAAAAAUGGUAACAUUCUACCUCUCCCUGCUGAGGCUGUUCAUAAUCCUUUUCAUGGUGCAUACCGGGUCUUCAAAUGGGGUAGCCGAUGGACGUCAAAAGAGUCUCUAUGUCUAGUUCGAUAUAUCGAAUUGACAUUUAAUCUAUGGAUCUCUGAAGAUGAUAAUGAUCCAAUCAGAGGUUUUGGUAUUGUAAAUGGUGACUGUUUGAUCUUCGCGACGAGGGCCCUUGUCUAUGGUUACAAUAUCAACGGAGCUUACUCUUGGAAAUUUAAAGUUCUUGGCGAAAACACAAUGGGGACGUAUGCCAGGUUCAUCUCUUAUUCCAGUACCUUUCGGCCUGUUGACUUGCCUCAAACAACCUUGUUCAGUGAGGUUCGUGCGGCAUUAAAUGGUUAA
Molecule: messenger RNA, 1122 nt
Organism: Lotus japonicus
Lineage: Eukaryota; Viridiplantae; Streptophyta; Magnoliopsida; Fabales; Fabaceae
Exons: 2
Coding region: 1-1122 (373 amino acids)
Source: RefSeq, a predicted model, not a curated record